Molecule: messenger RNA, 2064 nt
Organism: Micromonas pusilla CCMP1545
Lineage: Eukaryota; Viridiplantae; Chlorophyta; Mamiellophyceae; Mamiellales; Mamiellaceae
Gene: JMJH
Product: jumonji domain-containing protein
Exons: 5
Coding region: 1-2064 (687 amino acids)
Molecular function (GO): 2-oxoglutarate-dependent dioxygenase activity
Source: RefSeq, a predicted model, not a curated record
AUGUCCGCGCCGUGGGAUCUGUUCGGUGGCGACGACGAUCAGUGCGACGGCGGCGACACACACGACGGCGGCGAACGCGAUACCGGCGCGAAAACGACGCCGAGCGGCGCGGGCGCGGGAGAAGAGGAGGAGAGCGACGACGACGGCGACGGCGACGACGCUCCUCGCCCUCCUCGUCGUCGUCGUCGCCGCGCGCGCGCGACCGCGGCGGCGGUCCCCGCGCGCGCGCACGCGUACUUCGCCGCGAGUCGCGGCGUCUUCGGUGGUGGUGGCGGUCGCGACGGCGACGGCGACGGUGACGACGUCGCCGCGCUCGCGCGCGAGCUCGCGACCGACGCACGCGCGCGAUGCGACAGAAUAAAACAACAGCUCGCGCGUUGGGGACGCGAGGGCGCCGACGCCGCGGCGGCGCUCGGACGCGCGGCCGUCGCGCUGCGCGCGCUCUCGCGCGCGAUGCCGAUGCGGCGGCGGCGCCGCGGCGAAGACGACGCGGACGCGGACGACGCGGACGAUGACGACGACGACGACGAUGACGACGACGACGACGACGACGACGACGACGCGAGAGAGGAGAGCGGAGAGUCCUUCAGAAGAGACGACGCACGACCACGACGCGCGAACGGGGUUGUGCGUGAAGCAGUCUUGCGAUCCGCGGAGGAGCUGCGCGUUUCCUCCACGGCGUGCCUCGCCGCGUGUGUCCGACGCCUGGACGUCGGGUGCUGGCCGGACGCAUCGUUUCGCGACGCGCACGCGCUCGCGUUGGGCGGGUUCAUUCUCUCCAACGUCGCGGUUUCGGGGGGUAAAGUCCUUGAGGAAUCGAGUUCAGCACGCGACGAACGGGGUCGUAUGCAAAGUGGUCUCACGUCGGACGCAGCCGAACAGGUCGUGUCGGACAAUAUAACACCAACACCAACCCGCGUGGUGUCGGACGCGACGACGUUAGGCCGCGUCGCGCUCGAACUGCUGAGCCUCGUCGCGGUCGCGAGCGAGGCGGCAGAGCUUCCGAGGUGGCUCGCGAGCGCGUUUGCUCUUGCGGAGACGGCGUCGUUGCGCGCGUCCGCGAAUGAAAACACACCACGUGGAGGAUCAUGGGGAUUCACGUGGCGUUGGCCGGACGACGCGUACCAAAUCCCCGCGUCGAUUCCCGCGGACGCGCCGCGGAUCGACCCGCAACUCGAGAUUCCUCGAGAGGACGCGGACGCGCUCACGACGGCGAGGUUUUACGACGAGUACGUCAAGACGGAAACGCCGGUCAUCGUCUCCGGGUGUUUGACGCGCGAACGCGGCUGGGCGAGCGCGUCGGAGACGUGGGGGGAUCUGCGAACGCUCGUGAGACUCGCGGAGGAGGAGGAGGAUGGGGGGGGGUUGUCGAACGACGCGGAUGGCGACGUUGAAGAUGGGACGUCAACCGUCGGUAAGAUGGAACGUCAACUGUCACGCCGCGAGAGGCUUGUCCCCGUAGAGUUCGGCGGCUUCGGUGACGCGAGAGGCCGAGGCGUGUGCUCCUUGCGCGCGUUCGUGGAGCGGUAUUUGGCGCCGUCGAACCUCUCGCACCGCGAUGUGUCGGACGCCACAUGCGCGGCGUCCGAUACGGCGGCCGUCGACGUCGCUUACGUCAGUCAGCACGCGCUGUUCCACCAGAUCCCGUCGCUCCAGCGGUUGUUCUCCGUGCCCGUGUACGUCCUCGGAAGGCUCGCCCCGGAGGACGGCGCCGUGAAUGCGUGGAUCGGUACAAAAAACACGUCCACGGCGUUGCAUAGAGACCCGUACUUUAACGUCCUCGCGCAGUGCGCCGGGUUUAAGUACGCGCGCGUGUACGCGGCGUCGCAGACUGAAUACCUGUACCCGUUGGACGUCGUAGGCGCCGGGUGCGAGAACUCGUUCACGCGAAGCGCUGUGUCCGUGGAAGCCCCCGACGACGCGAAGCAUCCGCUGUUCAAACGCGCUAGGUACUCGGAGUGCUUGUUGAGACCAGGCGACGCGCUCUUCAUGCCGAAAGGGGCGUGGCACCACGUUCGAGGGCUGAGCACGAGCGUGAGCGUGAACUUUUGGUGGUCGCGUUGA